Molecule: messenger RNA, 2313 nt
Organism: Caenorhabditis angaria
Lineage: Eukaryota; Metazoa; Nematoda; Chromadorea; Rhabditida; Rhabditidae
Source: the annotation of a GenBank genome assembly
AUGGACUGCCCGGUGCCAAAAAGUUUGGAUGAACUCGAAUUCUCGGCCGCGCAGGUGAGAUCUUUAAUUUUGACAACAAAAAAAAAUUUUAAUUUAAAAAUUUUCAGAUAAUGCAAAAUGCGUCUCUCAACUGCUCCACUGAUAUUUUCUCGCAAUUGAUUUUUGAAAAAUUCAAAGUCAAUCUGCUUUUCGAGGAGAAACCAUUUGUUCAUGUUUGGUAUUCGCAGGUUUUUUAUUGUGUUCUGUUUACGUUGACGAUUGCGGCUGCGUUGAUUGGAAAUUUUACGGUUAUGUGGUGAGUUUGAGGGGGAGACGGGGAUUAGUUUGGUUUUCUAGGCCAAUAGUGGCCUAGGAAUUUGUAUUCUAGGCCAUCCAGGGGUUUCUAGAUACCUAAAACUUAACAAGUUAAAUUCUUGGCCGAGGCCUAGAACUUUGUAUGUGAUUUUCUAGGCCAGCACUAAGGUGGUGGUUCAGCAUAUUUGUCAGAAAAUUGUACUAGAAGUCAAAAAUGCCCUAGGAAUUUUUAUUUUCAUAUUUCUAGGCCAUCCUGAGAACUCCAAGGCCUAGAACUAUCAUCUAGACUUUUUUCGGUCAUCACUAGAUCUCAUAGGGUUGUGGCCCUCUGAGCCUGGCUGGCCUAGAAUUCCAUACCCAGUUUUCUAGGCCACCUUCUAAAUGAUCAAAGUACGCGCCCUUUCCACUUACGCAUUUCCAACCAAAAAAACAUUUUUUUUUCUUCAUUAAUCCCAAACAUUGUAGCUAUAUAGUAGUAGUAGUACAAGAAUUUUCUCAAAAAUCCCAUUUUUUUCUCAAGUCGAGAAAAAUCUAUGACUAAAAGAUCAAACUUUCAGGAUAAUCCUAUACCAUCGUCAAAUGCGAAGUGUCACCAAUUAUUAUCUGUUCAACCUGGCUGUCGCUGAUACAUCGAUCUCGAUUUUUAACACCGGGUUUUCGUGGACCUACAACUACUAUUAUGUUUGGAGGUAAACUAGGACUACUCGAGUUCCCAUAAAUCCCAACAAUAUCUUCAGAUUCGGUCAAUUCUACUGCCAAGUCAAUCAACUCAUGGGCAUCACUCCAAUUUGUGCAAGUGUCUUCACAAUGAUUGUGAUGAGCAUCGAACGAUACUACGCGAUUAUGCAUCCGCUGAAGAAGCGGCCCGGAAAGCGAUCUACUGUCACAAUCAUUUGUUGUAUUUGGUUCUUGGCGUUUUCGUGUGGUGUUCCGGCUUUUGUUUAUUCAAAAGUCGAUGUUUUCUAUUUUUAUGACAAUGUUAGUUUGUAUGAGAAUCCGCUAUGUUUUUCGGAUAAUUGGCCUGGUGGAAGAGAUUCGUGGAUUGGAUCCUAGUGAGUUUUGAGGGGGGAGGGGUUCUGCGUCUCUAACUUUUUUUUUAACUAACUGUACGCUGGUGUCCUGUGUCUGUUGCCUCUUUGCCUGGUCUCUACCCGUUUUCUCCAUCUGCGUCUCUGUCUUUCUAGAGUUCUCUAACCGUCUGCUCUCCUGCCUAGAUCUCUAGUUACCUGCUCACUUCUUGCUUUAGCUUCUUUUUUGUUAUCGUUUCAGUGGAAAACGAGUGCGAACAGCUAGAAUUUCACGUGAGAGAAAACGAGAGAGUGAAAAUUAGCGUGUGUGCAGAAGAGAGUGCGAUACGAAAAAGGGAUAUGAACAGAAAAAAUAUUUUUUUUUCGCUGUGCCUUCGAAACCAUUAACCAAUUUCCAGCUACAAUCGCUCCAUCAUCAUCCUCGAAUACAUCAUUCCACUCUGCAUCCUUUCCGUCGCCUAUUUCCGUGUGGGCGUUGAAUUGCGCAAAGAUCGCACAGUCGGCGAUGUCCGUCACGCCAAAUCGGUUGCGGCCAAGAAGAAAGCGUCAAUUAUGCUUGCGGCCGUUGUGUUCAUCUUCAUGUUCGUCUGGUUUCCGUAUAAUGCUUAUUAUUUGAUUUUGGAUUUGGUGAAAAAUGUGGAGAUACAGAAUCGAUUGGUAUGUUCCUAGAUACAAGUUGAUUUCAAUUUUUUUAAAAAUUAUUUUCAGGUGAGCCUCUACAUUUACAUCAAUAUUUAUUGGCUUGGCAUGUCUUCAACGGUUUUCAAUCCAGUCAUUUACUACUUUAUGAAUAAAAGGUUAGACUUACCCUAAUUCCAAUUCCCCUCAUGAGUUCCUCUUUUCUAGAUUCCGCGUCGGAUUCCACCGCGCUUUCCGCUGGCUCCCAUUCAUCAAAUCGGAUCGUGAUGAAUACCGUGCAAUUCUAUCAAAAACCCGUCCCUCAAUCAUUCCACCAUCACAAUCGCAAGUUGUGGCCAACACUGAUUUCUAG